This is a messenger RNA of Parnassius apollo (apollo), 486 nucleotides long. Lineage: Eukaryota; Metazoa; Arthropoda; Insecta; Lepidoptera; Papilionidae. The record is from the annotation of a GenBank genome assembly.
AUGGCAAAGGCUAGGGCCCUCAUCGGCAGACUGAUAUGCUUCAGGUCAGGCAAUACCAGGCCAAGGAUUGUGCGCACCGUCAGGAUGGCGUUUGCUGGGACAAAUGUUAGUUUGUCCCAGCCGGAUAUAAUGCAAAAACUGACGGAGCGCAUAGACGACCUGAAGCAAAGAAUAGCUGCUUGGGGAAAGCGGAUUCGGCGAUAUACCGAGAGGUCGACACGGUUCAACCAGAAUCGUCUCUUCCAGAGUGAUCAGAAGAGGCUCUAUAAAUCAUUGGAGCGACCAAUAGUAAGUGGAACAGGCCCUGCACCAAAUCAGGCCGACACGGUCGCAUUCUGGCGCAGCCUGUGGUCAGCGCCCGUAAACCACAACGAGGGCCCUUGUACGGAAGUUGUGGCGAGUCAGUGUGCGGGUAUUACGCCCAUGGACUCCGUCAUCAUAACGCCGAAUGACGUAGCUGAGGCGGUCCGUAGGGCCCGGAACUAG